AUUCUGAGUCAAUGUUUUCCUGUUUUUGUGCAGUCUCACACAAUUCUGCUUGUUCAGCCUACCAAGAGGCCAGAAGGCAGAACAUAUGCUGAUUAUGAAUCGGUGAAUGAGUGCAUGGAAGGGGUCUGUAAAAUGUAUGAAGAGCAUCUGAAGAGAAUGAAUCCCAACAGCCCAUCUAUUACAUAUGACAUCAGCCAAUUGUUUGACUUCAUUGAUGAUCUGGCAGACCUCAGCUGUCUUGUGUACCGCGCUGACACUCAGACAUAUCAACCCUACAAUAAAGACUGGAUAAAGGAGAAGAUCUACGUCCUCCUCCGCAGGGCUGUUGAUACCUGCUUCACACAUUGACUGUAUGUGCCCUUCUCUGGCGUUUCCAGCAUUAUUGGUUACAUCCUUGAGAGCGAGUCUUAGUAGAGAAUGAAAUAAAUAUCCUUUAGUUAAA
Molecule: messenger RNA, 442 nt
Organism: Alligator sinensis (Chinese alligator)
Lineage: Eukaryota; Metazoa; Chordata; Crocodylia; Alligatoridae
Gene: ERH
Product: ERH, mRNA splicing and mitosis factor
Exons: 4
Coding region: 115-348 (77 amino acids)
Source: RefSeq, a predicted model, not a curated record